Amphiprion ocellaris (clown anemonefish) is the source of this 9086-nucleotide messenger RNA. RefSeq names its product adhesion G protein-coupled receptor G6 (gene adgrg6). NCBI's taxonomy places the organism in Eukaryota, Metazoa, Chordata, Actinopteri, Pomacentridae. The record is from RefSeq and is a predicted model, not a curated record. Gene Ontology annotation, molecular function: serine-type endopeptidase activity; laminin binding; G protein-coupled receptor activity. Gene Ontology annotation, biological process: myelination in peripheral nervous system; cell surface receptor signaling pathway; heart trabecula formation. Gene Ontology annotation, cellular component: membrane. The coding region runs from base 392 to 6877 and encodes 2161 amino acids. The transcript has 13 exons.
GUAGCCAAUUAUUCCAUCCCACUCAUUUUAUUUUGAAGGUUUGACCUCCAAUCUACGUUUAUUUUGACAGCUUGACCAGAAGUGCAGCUGAUUGUCUCAUCAAUUCCAGCUUGAGUCCAAACGGAACGCUGCGUCUCUGCGCUGGAAACAUCUUUACGCACCGCCGCCGGGGAGUCGGGAUCAGUAAAGCGAACCCACCCGGUCAGCAGAGCCGCUCUGUCUCUCUCUCUCCAAACUUUUGAGACUUUUGCGCGUCAACGAGGCGCAUUUUGGAUUUUGCCGAUUUGGAGACUCUGAAAACUUUGCGCGCAAGAAAAACCAAAGUUCCCUGAGACUUUGUGGAGAGGGAGAAUGAUCCUGCGGGGGGACCAGCUGCCGCUCCAGUGAAAACAUGGAGUCCUGCACAGGUGGAGGUGGAGGUGGAAGGUGGAGGCUCCGUCAGGUCGUCCCGGUCGUUCUGCUGUGGAUGACUCUGCACAGACAUGUACUGGGCUGCAGCUCCACAAACUGUAACCUGGUGCUAACGGAUGCCCAGGGGGAAAUCACAUCGCCCUGCUACCCCCAGAAAUACCCCAACUCGCAGGCCUGCAGGUGGGUCAUGCAGGCUCCGGCUGGCUUCAUCAUUCAGCUGUCCUUCCUGGACUUUGAUCUGGAGGAGGCGCAUGGCUGUAUCUACGACCGGGUCGUAGUGAACACGGGAAACACCGACGUUAAGUUCUGUGGUCUUACGGCCAACGGGCUGACACUGAACUCGACGGGGAAUGUGAUGGAGCUGUCCUUUACCUCCGACUUCAGCAUACAGAAGAGGGGGUUCAGUGUUAGCUUCCGACACGUUGCCGUGGCACUGAGGAACCAGAAGGUCAAGAUAACUGGUGGUAACGGCCAGGUCACCAAGGUCGCCAACUCUGUUACCAUACCAACGCUCAGUCAACUGACCAUUUGCUUUGAGGUGGAGCGCAUCAGUCAGAAACAGAAAGAGUGGUUCUUCACCUACUAUGACCGGAACAACAACGCAAAGCUGAGUUUGGGCUCCGAUCAGACCGGGAUGAAGAUGAUUGUUGACGGAGUUAUCUGUCCCAUUGACUCCAUCAUCUCCCCGUCUGACUUCACCGCCUCUAUGGAGCCUUUCUGUGUCCUCUGGACAUCGUCAAAUGGCCGGGUGGCAGUUUACUUCAAUGGAAACUACUGGGCAAAGGCCUGUUCCACCUCUAGUGGACACUCUGUGCCGAAUGGUGGAAUAUUCCGGUUAGGAGGGCAGCACAACUUCAACGGGAACAUCUACAACCUCCGGCUGUGGGAUUAUGCCAUGACAGUGCAGCAGCUCGCCGCGUUGACCUGUGACACGGUGGGAAACGUCAUCGACUGGGACAACAACCACUGGACCAUCCCGUCCACCGUGGCCCAGACCGACGCCACGCUCAGCUGCAUCUGCUACCCUCAUUGCAUUCACUUAACUACUGCUGCGCCAGCUAGUGGUGUCUCCCCACCCACCAACACACCACUCACUACCAACUGUGACUCCCCUGGACAGGGCUGCCCAGCCGCUUCCUCUCCCGCCACCUCAUCCACUGACUCCACUAACACCAUCCAUGCUACUAAUGCCAACACCCACGUCCUCCCUUCCAUCACUGCAUCUACAUCCACCAUCCCCACUACUACAACUGCUACUACUAGCAUGUCUCUAACCCCAACCAUCAGCACCACCACCAGCAGCACAACCAGCUCCUCCUCCUCUUCUGUUAUGGCUACUACUACAAUCACCGUCACCACGAGUGCUGCUACUCCUGCAUCCUCAGCAUCCUCUACUACUAAUGUUGCUUCAGCCAGCAGUACAGCUCAUGCCCAACAGACAACCAGCAGCACAACUACUGCUUCAUCUGCUACCACUAACCACCCAGCUACUAACCCUACAACGCAUGCGGAGGAGACCACAGUGAAACCUCCAACCAAAGCUUCUGCUGUUGCUGCUGCUGCAGCCCGGUCCUCACAGUCCAAACAUCUGGCUGCUAGGCCUGCUGGUCACCAAGGACAACUUACUUUUGGAUUAGCUGCUGCAAGAUCUUCUGUUUCUCAAGCUCCUAGAUCUCCACCUCCCCUAGUUCCUUUAAGGAGGCGUACCAGGUCUGCUGUAAUUUCCAGCCCUCCCAGAGGAGCCUCUCUUCGUAGGUCCUUUGCAUCCAGUCAGUUGAAACCUCCAGCUCAAGCCCCUGACCCCCCACAUGCAGCACAUCAGCCCAGACACGUACCUCCACUUGAGCCUAGUUACCCUCGACCUCCAGCCUCCUUCCACAGGGCUUCAGGUCAUCGCAGUUCCAAGACCUCUCUGGGGUUCAUCUCAACCCCUUUGAGGAAAAGGCCACAUGGAAGAAGACGUCCAGUUGCCACCAGAGCACCACCAAGGGUGGAGGUUCACAUCACAAAACCUGCAGUUCCAACAGCCAAACCCAUAUCCACUGCCAGGCCCACAAACACACAGACAAGUGGAUUUAAAUACACAGCUGGACUGAAAACCACAACACGUAUGUUGGGAUUCGCAGCUCAUGCAACUGGUCACCUAAAUCCUACAUCACCACCAACUGCCAUGAAGGAGACCGCCACAACCACUCAAGACUCAGAACUCCUUCGGCAAACUGGGGUUUCAGUCUCGUCACAGGGGUCAUCUCAAAGGCAACACAAAGGUGAGGCAUUAGAAACAAAGGAGUUCACUCCAGCUGUCGGUGCAGCAGUCCUGGCAUCAUCUUCAUCCUCACUGUUGUCAUCGGCAUCAGCGCUUAGCAACAGAAUGAACAAGCCUGUGGCGUCACAGUGGUCGCUACUGAGCAUGAGCAGUGGGGAAAACCAAACGGUUGCUAUGGGAAGCUGGACAGAUCCUCUGGAGCCACUGGGCAAUGAGUAUUCAUCAGGCUCUGAGAUGUUUGUGUAUGAUCUGACCGAGCUUGUGGAAGAGGGCAGCGCUUUCAGCUUGUAUGAAUUUGAUGCUGCCUACUCUCUGGAAGAACCCACCACUAGUCCUGAUGGCAAAAAUGAACAAUCAUUCAAGGAAUCAGACCCUCACGGUGCUUCCGUUCCUGUCACACACCCUUUAACUGCUUCUGAUGGAGGAAGGGAAUAUUCUCUCACCCAAACACAUUUCCACGAUGACUCAGAAAGUCUGCCGAGUGACUCAGCAGCAGGGAGCAAGCUUUUUCUACAGCACUCACAGGGUAGAUUGAUGCCAGAAACAGUUACAUCCCUCCGCACUCUUUCUCCAACCUACUAUGGGUUUCCAAACAACACUAGUUCAAGUGGACAGAAGCUGAAGGAAAGUUCCUACACACAAGCUGCCACAGAACAACUGACUUUUCAGCCAUCUCUCCUUAUUCCCUCCCUCUCAUCUUUGCUCUUCAUACAGCCAACUGCCUCUUCACCCAUGGUACCACUGAGCCCCUCUGCUCUCCUUGCAGAGGAGGUUUUCACAAAACAGAUCUUUCCUUCUUCAGUGCCACAGAUGGAACACAAGGCCCAGAUAUCCAUUUCCUCACUCCCGUUAAACCCAAUGGGCAGUGUGUACGAGGUUGACAUUACUGGAAGAGAUGUUGGGCUUCCAGCAGCCAAAAACUGGGAGAUUAACAAUCUAUAUCCAAGUACAAAGUUAUCUACACAGAUACAUCCAUCUACAGAUUUCUUUCCUCAUAGAGUCUCUCCUGCUUUUCCCAAAACUUCUUCUUCUGACAUCUCUCACCACUCCGUCCUUCAUCUUAUCCUCCCCUCUCUUCCCUCCCUGUCAGCUCCUUUCACCUCCCCUCAUGCUAUCAAUCUGUCGCCUUCCUCACCCGUCUCCCCCACUGGUGUUUCUCCCCUGUACUCAAAUACCCUCACUCCUGUCUCAACCUCACCUCCCUUCUGGGCCACUGCUGUUCCUCUUCCACCCUCUGCUGCUCCUCAGCAGCCCUCCCUCCUUAGACCUUCCUCUUCCCAGCAGGCAGAGCGAAGAAACCCAGAAACAGACGGCGCUGUUGAAUCUGCUCAUGUUCCGCAGUCAGACAGCGUUAGCGAGAACUUUCAGUCCUCUGUGCUGUCAUUCCUGUCUCCAUCCUCAAACCUUCAAAGAGACUUUGAGGCCACAAUGGCUGACACAGCAUCUUUGUUGUCACUUCCUCACUUUUCUGAAGCCCUGACUGAGUCUCAGAUAGCAGAGGUUGAUGUUGCAGUGCUCAAUGUAGAAAUGUCUUCCAACAAUAUAUCUGAACCUUUCAAAAGUCAAUCCCUUGAUGCUCAAUUAGACUCCUUUAAUCAGAUUAGCCCAACUCCUUCUGGAUCAUCUGUAGAUAAUUUGGCAUCUGUUUCCAGCAACAUCUUAUCAGAUUUACCAGCUCUGGCAGCCCAGUUGGAGUUGCCAGAGUUGAAUUCGUCUGCAAUUUUGUGGCCUUUCUCAGAUGCAGUUGGUCUGUCAGUCAGUCAGCUCUUAGGUCAUUCUGAUGGGAGAGAUGUGAACGAGUCACGUCCAGCUCAUCGCUCUGAUACUGGCUUUACCUCACUGCCAACAGCUGGCAUUUGGGCCUCCGAACGCACCCCGGCUCUGCUCCAAGCAAAUACUGAUAGAAAGCAAGAUUUACUCUCUGCUUCUUUCACAGCCGCUUCUUCAUCAUCUUCGCAUACCGUUUUUUCAACUCACGACAUCCUUCGCCUUGACAGCCUGUCACUCACUGUGUCUGCAGAAACUCUUUUUACAGCCAGGGUGACAGAGAGGAUGAUGGGUGAGGAAACUGCACUGCCUUCCUCCUCACUCCCUCCUCAUCCUGUCACUGACAACCCUCUUCUCUUGGCUCAGACAUCUUCAUCUGGGUCGCAAGACAGAUAUACUUCCAGUGUGACCUUUAAUAGAGAUCCGUUGAGCCUGCAGCAUACAAUCUCUCAUUUACACAUCCAGAGGAGCACAAAUGCAGCCCCGGGUGCUCAAACGCACUCCAGAGGCUUGCAGGCACUUGUUGACUAUGACAGCGCAGUUAAUCACCCCACUUCCCCUUUGUUGAAUCCAGCUGUCACGGUGCCAACCCAGACGCCGUCACUCCACAGCGGCCUGAGUGCACAGCUCGGUGGUGCAGCCCCCCAGCAUGCUUCAGGCCUGGGUUUUACACAGGACUCGGGCUUGACACAAGCUAACAGUGAACACUCCAGCAGUGCGAUACACACACACAGUUCAGCACACACACACUUUCAGGACACGAGUCAGAGAUUUGCAGAGGCGCAUGUUAAUGUUGAAGGGCUACAGCAGCAAUCACCCCACUUUCUUCCCUUUGCACCAACCUCCCCUCUCCUUUCACCCUCCAUUUUGCCUUCUCUUUCUUCUGCUUCCUCUCGUUACCUUUCUCACAUCUAUCCAGCAAUCCCUACUCCCGUAACCAUGUCCUCCUUUCCCCUCUCAUCUUUCUCCACUCCUUCUCUCCCUCCACUCCUCCCCAGCUGGGCGGCAUUGCCAGCAGUAUCUGCCAGCCUGACAGACACAGAAAUUGGCUUUUUGUCACCCACUUGGCCGACUGCUGGAGUCAACCAGCCCACAACAACCCGAUCCCCCCUGGACAAAUAUUUACAGUUCUUACAAAGAUCCACCACAUACCCCAUUAGUCAGUCAACAGAGUCAGUAGAGCAGUUCAUCCCAGACAGCCCAGCUUCUACACUCCCUGAUGACAAACUGAAAUCCAGCCACUCACAAACUCCUGCUUCUGCUGAAGUGGAUGACAAGGAUGAUAUUUUGCCACAGUCUGCUAACAAUUCACAGGCAGUCGAAUCUUCCAGUUUUGUUAGUGGUUCAGUGUUGUCACCUGAGGCUGCAAGUAACCUCAGUGCUGCUGGGAAAUUGUCACAUCUCUCUGCUGUAUUUGAUCCUGCAGACGUUGUUCCAAAGAUACAUAUUGCAGACGAACAAGACUCUGCUGUAGAACUGGUUUCUUCAGCUGUGAGCAACGAUGACAGUGUAACUCUGGAUGUAAUGUUAAAAGGUGUAACAAGCCAUCAGCCUAAUGAAGGUCUGAAUACUGAAUCAUUUCCUGCUGAGGUACAAACUACCUCUCCCUGCCCCACUUCUGAACCCAGUUAUCAGCCUAGCUCUGCAAUAUCACAACAACCGAAUGGUGCUUCAGUUAUUCCAAACCCCCUGCACUCUUCUGGCCUUAAUAUCCCCUCUUCCACUCAAGCCUCCAGAUCCCCCACUGGCUUCUCUAUCGAUGUCCCAAAUCAUGACUUCCUUUCUGGGCCUGAAGUACUUCCUGCGAAUGACAACCACACUGCGGGCUUGAAAUACAUCUCCACGUCAAAUACAACCACUAUUAUCCCACUCAAAGACUCUCCUUCAGGGGCAAUUGAAAUGACAAACAACACAAAGGCUACGAAUGCUACAACCUUCAUAUAUAAUGCAAGUCUAGAAGCAUCUCAGGGGAAUGUGACAGGCAACAAACCGAUCCCAGAUCCCAGUGAGAAUGCAGGCACAUCAGCAAAGUCAAAUCUAACAGUUUCAAAGCUGAGUUUGAACUCAAACCCAAGCAUGUCGAAUCACAGCGGGGAUCAGAGCUCAGGAGGUUUUGUAAAUGGGGCCCAAGACCACAGUGGCAACAAUGGCAAAGAUGAAAAUAUCAACUUUUCCCCCGUGCCAGCUGUAGCUGUCGAUGUUCACCAUUUUAUAACCACAAAGAACUCCUCUCCAACGGUUCCAUUCAAAGCAGUCAGUGGGUCAGUGAACAAUGGCAACAGCAGCGGCCUUAAAACGGCCACAGCAUACAAUAUUCCUGGAUCCCCAACUGUAGCUGCCAAGCCAUGCCAAUGUAAACAACGCUUUCAUUUUACAUGUCUAUGUGGACUGUCAUCGGGGAACAGUAUGUCAUGCAGUAACAAAGAACUGUAGAUGUAGAACAAGAAAUCCAUAAUGAUAUUAGUAUGCACUCUUAAAAAAAAUAAUCAUUACAAUAUUUUUGCAUUGAGUUUUAAAGUCUGUUUAAAAGGUACAAUUAAAACUUUUAGCAAGAGAAUAACUGAGCGAUAAUAUACACAGCAUGGCUUCGAAACAAAAUUCUAAUGUUCACAGUCCAUUUGGCCAUUGGUGACACUGUACAUAAAACAAACAUGAUUUUAAGACUCAAUACAUAAUUGAAUUAGUUUUUAAGGUGGUUGGGUUUUGCAGUGUGGUAGGUGAGUAGUAGUUUAAGGGAAUAACUAGGUUCAGUAGUUCUGUUUGCAAGGAAAUCCCUGUCAAUCAUGUGAAUAAGUGGGAUGCCUACGGAAGUGAAGGCUGGUGACGGGUUUGUCAUGAUUCCGAGUCAAUUUUAGAACAUUAACAUGAAGUGUAGUUGUCUAAUCAAAUUGUAGUAUUUAGUCUGGUACUUGUAGUUCAAACAAAGGUAGUGUGUUUUGCCUCACUGUCGGUCUUUUAUCUUUCUCUUUUAUCUGCCCUUUGUACAAUAUCCACUUCUAAAACUGUGGAUAUCUCUCCACAUUUCUUUUAUCUUCUAAACUCUCACCCCCUUUUUAACACUUUUCUGAGGUUUUCAAUCCAUUGAGCUUCCUGGUAGAGACAUCCUGCUCUGCUGCUUCUACUCUCAGACAGUAAAUAAUAGAUUCCUCAUCUGCAUUUCACAGACUGCGGUGAAAUCCAGUCGAAACUUUUGCAACGACCAGCUGCUUCGUAAACCUCAGGAAGCAAAACAUGUAACCAAAGGUCUGCAGCUUGCAGGGUCUCCCACCAGAACUGGUGGAGUAGAAGCCUUCUGUCUGUCCAGUAGCAUCUACUAACAAUUAUAGAUACUAGAGAGGCACCUAGUGGCCAAUGUGAAGCAUAGCAGGAGAGCCAAAUUAAAAUGAGAAACAAUUGUUCCUAAUACGCUGUGUAAGCUUUCAGAGGAAUCAUUCUGAGAGACAUCCGGUCAAUAAAACAGUAUGUACACGCUGUUAAGAAGAAAGAAAGAAAAUGGAGGAAGACACAAGAAAAGCUGUAGUAUUUGAAGAGUUUAAAAUUUUGGAUGAUGAAAGUUCUAACAUUAGGACUUGGGCUUUGUGCUAACCUCCAACAAUUCUGUUCUUUAGUUCAAAAACACAAUUUGUGAAAGAUUUAUUAUGGCUGCAGCUACUAUAUGCUUUCAUCACUAGUUUAAUUUGGUAACUGUUUUGCCAUUUACAUUAAGAAAUAUCAGAAAGUAGUGAAGUAAAAACAACACAUUCUCACAUUUGAGCAGCUUCAAUCAAACAAAGGUUUGACACAAAAAAUCAGUAAAACAAUUAAAUCGUGUAACUGUCAUGUAUGAAAGUAUUGCUUAAAAACUGAGUUUGAAAAAAAUUUGAAUAUGAAAAGAGCAUGUCCACUGUAGUGUUCUCAUGUACGUUUUUGUAUCAGUAUAAGUAUUUGUUCUAAUUUUCCUUUUUCUUUUAAAUGAACCAAGAGAUAUGUGCCAAUAUGGAAAGGGUGGUGGCAGCCCAAAAAACGACAACUUUUUUUUUUUUUUUUAAACUUGGAACAGAAUCGCAACAUUUGUAAAGCUUUAAUCACUCAUGUCCAUCUGGUUAUUUUUCAGCUUUUUGAAAUCACAUGCCAUCAUAUAUACAUCUAAUACAGAUCAUUGAGCAUUUCAUUGAGCAACAAACUAAUGUUCUCUCUACUGUUCUCUCCUCUGUUGCAGUUUUCUCUUUAUUUAAACACCCCUAAAGAAUAUGUUUAAUACAUGGUCAUGUUCUUUAACACUGUAUGUGGUAAAGCAGUUUGAAAGUGUUAAAUCCUCACAAAGACUGAAAAAGUUAAUGACAGGGUUGAUAAACUGCCGCAGGCGGCAGAAACUUGUCGUCCAGCAGCUUUUUUCUGAUUCCUGACACGUUCCAAAUGAUCCCGUUCUCCGAGAAAAGAAACCAUAAUGACUGCUCUCCUGUCCUCUCUGCUGUUGUUAUCUGCCAGGCGACACAUUCCUCCUCAUCAUUUUACUCUGUAAAAUUGGAUUUUUACAUAACUCGAUUAGCUCCAUCCAUCCUGUUCUAUUUGUCUCCUGCUAUGUGGCACAGGCGCAAAAAAAAGAAAAAGAAAUCCAUUCUGUGUGAAAUAGCUUGUACCAAAUGGAGACUGAAGUAUUAUU